Dendrobium catenatum is the source of this 778-nucleotide messenger RNA. RefSeq lists its product as uncharacterized. The coding region runs from base 298 to 600 and encodes 100 amino acids. The transcript is spliced from 3 exons. The record is from RefSeq and is a predicted model, not a curated record. NCBI's taxonomy places the organism in Eukaryota, Viridiplantae, Streptophyta, Magnoliopsida, Asparagales, Orchidaceae.
UGUUUCAAACGAAACCUUAAUUGCUAUCAUUUUAAAUAUAAAUAAUUGGAUAUUAGUUUUUUGUCAAAUUCAAAUUAGAAUGUCAUAGCCCUUUUAUGCAUAGGUAAAAUUGGACGGUUAGAUUUGCUAGAAAGCCGAUCAACGAACCGUGUUCAAAACCGGAUCAUUUUCUAGUUUCCCUCCAAGUGAACUUAACUAUAAAUAGGACAAGAGCACCAACCAUAUCUUCUUGGAUCGCUCUUCUCCAUUGCUGAGCUCGAGAUCUUCGUAUUCAGGGAUUCGAAAUUUGGGGUCCAAAUGGAGGUUCCGAAGGCGAUCGUCUCUGUCUCUUCACACCGGUUAGAUCUGGCACCACAGGCAACGGAAUCUCCGAUCUCUGCUCUUUUAUACGAUGUGUCGCAACAAGUACAAGACACCAUACAGAACAUGCUGAAGAUGAAUACUGAAAUUGAACAGAGCUCUGGGGACAUAGUGGAAGAGAUUGAGAAGUCCAAGGAGUCUGCAGGUGCUAAGAGCAAAAUCUUAGAAGAAGAGAAAGAUCGUUACCAGAAAGCUGCAAUGGCUGUGCUGCAGAUGCUCGGUGGCACUGAUAUUCCUUGAGCAACACUCACUAUCAAUUGUUUUGUUUGUUAGUGCUAAGAAGCCCCCAACUCUCACUGAACGUGAAUCAUUACACUGUUCUUAAGACCUUUGGAUGCUUUAUAUUUUGGAUUUACCACUAAGUCAUGUGUGUAAAUGAAACAGUCAAUCUAAACUGCAGUUUAAUAAAAAAUUUAAA